AUGCUAUCACAGCUCAAGCUUCCUGAGCUCAGAGCUCGCUGCAAGCAACUCGGCCUCACUGGCUACUCCAAGUACAAUAAAGCGCAACUCAUCGCCCGUCUCGAAGAGGUCGGUAACCCUGCUGCUGCUGCACCGACGAUCCCGGCUCCCACGCCCCGGAGUCUUCCGGCGCCUGUCCCACUGUCGACACCCAAAUCAAACCUCACUCCUCCCAUCGCAAGACCGGUUGCCCCAAAGCUAGCGCCACCUUCACUUGCCGCCAUCGCUCAACCUCCAUCCCGCGUUGCGUCUCCCCCUCGCCCGAAUCCUACCACCCAGAAGCAAGCCCAAAACAAUACACCCUGUCCUGCGCCUAUUCCUCUCAUUUCAGGGCAGACCCAGAGCAAAUCGAAAUUUCCCCUUUCGAGCCAGAAAGCGCCGCUCGCAGGGAGGUCCAACCCGAAAAAGGCUGGCAGCAAGGGCACAUCGACUACACCUUACGCCAAGCCGGUCAGCAAAUUCAAAGCGCCCGUUCCCCGACAGCAAAUCCCUCCUCGAGCUCCACCUCCGAAAGCUGCGAACGUCCCUCACCGCCUCCCCAACAUAUCCAACACGACCUUCCUCGCUCAACAUUUCGCCUCGCGCAUCAUCCAGCACCUAAGCCCAAGCGCCCUCGACCGCGUUAUCCACAAACCCCUUGUUCACGGCUCGGAGAAGGCGUUCACGGUCGCACUCACCUUUUGGAUCCACCGACUCCAUACGGCGAUGCAGAUGGGCGGCGGCGAAGCCUGGAGCGUCGAGGGGUUCGGACAAGGCCUCCUCGGACCCAACAUUGCCAGCUGGCCCACGGUCAGCACCUGCAGUGUCUUUGCAGGCGAUAUCUGGAAGAUUGGUACGGACGACAACACGUCCUACCUUUGUAUCGGCUCCACCGGCGAGGUCAUCCACCGCUUACCGACACCCCUCCGAUCCGACUGGGCCGCCUACACCUCUUCUCCUACCCCUUUACUCGACUGCAUCAAAUCAAAAGACACACACGAAUACCCUAACGGGAUUUUUCGCGGCUUCUUGGGCGGCCGAGAAGAACGCAGCAUGGCGGAACGGGCAGUGCUGUCCAGCUGUGUCCUGCAAAGCUACUCGGGCGAAUCCGCGUCCCUUCUCGCCAUGGAGGCUGAAUGGCUGGGACAGCCCAUCCAGACCAAGGCAUCGAGCUCUCGCGUUGAGCUGUUCGUCCCCGAAUCGUUUCCGCACACCUCACUCCUCACGCCUCCGUGGGCAUCAUCCAACGCCACGCCGGUCAUGCCGAGUACAUCCUCCGAGAGACCGGUCAAAUCAUAG
Messenger RNA from Dioszegia hungarica, 1317 nucleotides. RefSeq lists its product as uncharacterized. Gene Ontology annotation, biological process: DNA-templated transcription termination. The transcript has 4 exons. The record is from RefSeq and is a predicted model, not a curated record. NCBI's taxonomy places the organism in Eukaryota, Fungi, Basidiomycota, Tremellomycetes, Tremellales, Bulleribasidiaceae. Bases 1 to 1317 code for a protein of 438 amino acids.